AUGUCCACUCACACCACUGCACCCCCACCCAUGUACGACGCGGAGGGCGACAGCGCUAACAUCUAUCUGUGCAUUGACUCUACAUCGGCCAGCACGAUGCCCGACGAGCACGACAACCCGGAACCUAUUCCGUUCGUUGUGAUGCUCAUCUAUGGGCCAACUAACGCUCUCACGCUCCUGUUCCCCACCGAUGAGUGUACCAAAGUCACUCAGGCUCAGAUCGAGGUGUGGCUGCACUUCGCGCACGGUCCAUUCUGGACACAGUGUGGGGCCUCAGACGAGCAGCUGGAGAGUCUGGUCGCGAUCAUCCUCGUGUACCGCGUGUUUGCGCUCGGGCAUCCGGGCGUGGAUCGCGACGACUUCUAUCUCUUUGCCGCACGCCUUGUACUCGCCGCCCACGAGCUACACCCUCUCGAACGUGCGGAUGACAAGCUCGCUAAGCUCGUAGACUGGCUCAACGUGAACCUGCCGGCUAGCAUCUUCGACGCUGAUGCUCACAACAUAUCCGGCGCUCACACUUCGCCUGGCAGCGCUCCAGGUCCCUCCAACGCUGACAGUGCAUCGGCGAGCUCAGCCACCGGUCCCGACUCCGGCAACAACGCGCGUGGGGGUGAUGCACCGCGCUCUCUCACGGCUGCCAUUAGGGCAUUGCAUCUGGCUGAUGAGUUACAGUUUGUGCGUUCCUUUGACGAUGACACAUCCUCGGACGACGGCAAAGGCGCCAUGGGUGGGUUCGGUAAAGGUUCGGAUAGUAAGUUGUACAGUACCAAUAACGGCUCCAUCCCCAGUCUUGUGUCCGUAGGCUCCAGAUCUGACUGCCCCUAA
Messenger RNA from Trametes versicolor FP-101664 SS1, 825 nucleotides. RefSeq lists its product as uncharacterized. The transcript is spliced from 3 exons. The record is from RefSeq and is a predicted model, not a curated record. The coding region runs from base 1 to 825 and encodes 274 amino acids. Lineage: Eukaryota; Fungi; Basidiomycota; Agaricomycetes; Polyporales; Polyporaceae.